This is a messenger RNA of Cylindrotheca closterium, 1449 nucleotides long. The record is from the annotation of a GenBank genome assembly. Lineage: Eukaryota; Bacillariophyta; Bacillariophyceae; Bacillariales; Bacillariaceae.
AUGCAAUUAUCCAAAGCUACUCUUUUGGCUGUUUGCCUAGCGGCACCCACUUCGGCGUUUGCCCCAUCCGCUUCCAAUGGAUUGCUUCGAGAUGCACCCACUGCGCUGCCAUCAUCCCCCAUGAUGUCCUCCUCUAGGAGCAGCCGCCACCAGAGCAUGGUCGCACCAUCCCUCAUGGCUGCUGCCGUUGACGACGCUGCCGAAGAAAGCAUUCCUGAGGGAACCGCCACUGUCACGGAGCUCAUUUUUAACCUGGUGAAGGGCAUCGUCGGAGCCGGUGUCUUGAGUUUACCUGCUGGUAUUGCCGCUUGGGCUAAUGCUCCUUCGGCUGUGGUUCCUGCCGUGGCACUUAUUGCUGGCAUUGGAGGUCUCUCGGGUUAUGGAUUUGCAUUGAUUGGUCGUUGCUGUGCCUACACCAACUCCAAGUCUUACCGAGAAGCCUGGGGAAAGACAGUCAACGAAUCCACCAGUUGGCUUCCUGCUGUUGCGGUUACCUUCAAGACGCUUUCGGCCAUUUUGGCGUACAGUAUGAUCUUGGGUGACACCUUUGUCAGUCUUUUGACCACUGCUGGAUUCAGUGUUGCCAAGACUCCCGUCCUGCUAGCACUAACCUCAACUGUCUUGCUUCCACUUUGUUUGCUGAAAAACUUAUCCGCUUUGGCCCCCUUUUCCUUGGUCGGUAGUCUUGGUAUGAUGUACACCGCUGUCGCCAUGGUAAUGCGUUAUGCAACCAAGGCUUACACCAAGACUGGACGUUUUGGAACUGACUGUGCCGCAGCACUUCGUCCCGCUUUUGGAAGUGUUGGAGCCGAAGGAAUCAUGACUCCUUCAGCUGCAAUUUUGGUUGGCAUGUUGAGUACUGCUUACAUGGCCCAUUUCAAUGCCCCAAAGUUCUACAAUGAGCUCAAGGACAAGACCCUUCCAAAGUACUACAAGGUUGUCGGAACUUCUUUCGGAAUCUCCAUUAGCAUCUUUGCCCUUAUCGCUGCUAUCGGUUUCUUGACUUUUGGAUCUGCCGCCAGUGGAUUGAUCCUCAAUAACUACUCAACUAAGGACAGUCUCAUGAGUUUGUCCCGCAUUGCCGUGGCCAUUUCUUUGGUCUUUUCUUACCCACUUGCCUUUGUCGGAGCUCGUGACGGUGUUUCGGACCUUCUCAAGCUCAAAAGUACUCCCAAGACACAAAAUGUUGUUACUUUGGCUAUCUUGUCCGCUGUUACCUUUGCUGCCUUGAACAUUGCCGAUGUCAGCUUUGUGUUGGCACUCGCUGGUGCCACUCUUGGUAAUGCUUUGAUUUACAUUUUCCCAGCAUUCAUGUUCAGAGGAGCCAUCAGAGACAAGCCUGAUGCCACUCCAGGGCAAAAGAGAGAAGUCAAGUUUGCCAUGGGAUCCGCUGUACUUGGAUUGUUGAUGGGUACGCUCGGUGUCAAGAUGACAUUGUCAUCCUUGUAA